AUGACGAAUCCCAAAUCAUUCCGACAGGGAGAACCCCUCCGCGGUCUAACGGAUCUCCCGAACAAUGGUGCUUCUACAUCUGCAUCGAUGUAUGCCCGCCAAGAUUCCCUCGCACUGGCAUCAUCUUACCAACAACGUGACCGAGAAAGGAACAACGUUGACUUCAUGGAGACAGAAUUAGAUCUCGACAACUAUUUACAAUGUUUUACCGACCUGGAUGUUCCCGCCGACAACAUUGACUUCAAUGAUUCAGAACUCCAAAAAGUCAACAUUCUCUACGAUGAGGAUCGUCCAUUCGAACCUCCGGUUAUGAAUGGAUACGAGAGACAUCUGGCAUACGGACCCGCUUACCCCCAUCCAGAACAAUAUGAUGCUGAUCAAUACCAAAUGAAUUGCGAAGUUAAGCGUGAAGAAAAGCCACCGGUGCCAGCCAACAACCCUCGCCGAGCUAUCAAGCGACCUGCCUACCAGGACUAUCAAGACUACUCGGACGAUGAGAUUUCGGAGGAUGAGUCUGCUGAUGACUACCACUCAUCAUCAAAUGGCAAUAAGAACAAAAGAACCAGCUUGCAAAAUUUCAAACCUCAAACUAAAGCUCGUAAGUAUCACCCAAAGGCUGCCGACGAGAAGGCUCAACCAACAUACAAGCUUAAAAGAGCUCGUAACAACGACGCCGUACGUAAAUGCCGCAACCGAGCUCAAGAACAGCAGAAGAAAAAAGAUGAGGAGUUUGAACAAAUGAAGGGACGCAUCGUUGAGUUAGAACAACUUCUUGCAUCGGAACGUGAAGCUCGACAACGAUCUGAGAAACUUCUGGAAGAGCUGAUCAAAAAACAAAAUUCAGUGCACGAUGUAAAGGUUGAAGAACUCCCCAGCAACCGCUUCCAGCCAGGACCUUCUUUCCGUCAGACAAGACGUCAUUAG
Molecule: messenger RNA, 924 nt
Organism: Caenorhabditis briggsae
Lineage: Eukaryota; Metazoa; Nematoda; Chromadorea; Rhabditida; Rhabditidae
Exons: 3
Coding region: 1-924 (307 amino acids)
Biological process (GO): DNA-templated transcription; regulation of transcription by RNA polymerase II
Molecular function (GO): RNA polymerase II cis-regulatory region sequence-specific DNA binding; DNA-binding transcription factor activity, RNA polymerase II-specific
Source: RefSeq, a predicted model, not a curated record